AAAGGCAGCAAAACGUCUAAUCUGCCGGAAAACUACACGAAGAAGAACAAUUAAACGGAAGUGAACAGUGAUCAAGUACAAUUUUUACAUUAGCGUUUAUGUUGUCGUUUUCAGACGUUUAUUAACACACUGCACAGCAUCACAUACUUACCCCAGGUAGUCUUAUAUUCGCGUUGGAGACAGGACAGGUUGAUGUUAUCUAGGUAACGCUAGCUAACAAUGGCGAACUGUAUGGUUUUUCACACUCAAAUAGCCUCCAUCAUGGAGGUGUUAGCGAAUGCAGCCGUGGCAGAGGUCUGUAAACUCGUAGACGACGACUAUGCAGUGUUUCGUUUGGAGAUAACUCAAAGACAUAAAGAAAACAGGACAUUGCAGAGGAAACUACAGCUACUUGAACUGAAGGUAUCACGGGACCGCGCAGACAAGAUGAUGCGAGAGCGCAUUCUCGCCAGUCGUCCCAGAAGUGUCAAGAUCCUCGACCGAUACAGAGGAACCGCAAAAGGUGAAGGACAUCUCACUGGAGGCCACAGGAGCUUUGUGAAGUCAGCGGAACACAACACAUGGAGAGAUGACCAACCAAUCACUGUUGAUGAGGGGAGUGGAACCUCUAACCAGCACUUUAUCAUGAUAGAGGAUGCAGAGGCUGCAGGUCCUGGGGUCAAGCUGGAGAGGUCUCAAGAAGUGGAGGACCCACAGCACAGCAGAGACAUCCAUACUGGAACGGCUGGAGCUCCCCCUGUAGCCACGGAGGACCCCACCACCGCCCCAGCGCCACCCAUUACCCGACGAAACAUCACGGAGGAGGAGGAGGUGCUGCUGGUGAAGGAGGAGGGGUGUGAGGAGGGUCUGGGGAAACCUGAGGGGACCAUGGUCAUGGAGAACAACCAGACUACACCUUCUCCUGAACCCCCAGUGGAACCAGCUGAGCAGCACAGGACCACACACAGUCUCACUGAGUUAGUAGACAUGGAGGAUGGGAAGCCUGAUAUGCUGCUAGUCAAAGAGGAGACAAUAGAAGACGGACCAGAGAGCAUUGACCUGCUGAGUAGACUAAAGAUGGGGGAGCAAGGUGGUUGGCUGGAGGCCAACAGAGAAGACUGGGUGGCCAUCUUGGAUUCCCAGAGCCAGACGGGUGCAGUCAAUGGCCUGGGGGAUGACAUCACUGAGCAAGCCAGGACCAGAGGCGACGUAGUGGUCAGUGGAUGGGACAGUGUCCUCAACUCUGGGCUGGGGAACAACACUGUUAACCACAACCAGAAACAGACUGUCGAACACAAAACAACAGCUGAACUUAGUCUUCAUGACAACAGACUGGCUGAGACCAGGGUAAGGCGUAGAUUUGGUCUGCGGGGACGGGGAGGUGUCUGUAUGAGAACAGACACAGACUUAGCUAGUGAUGCUCCAUCCUGCUCCUAUAGUUGUGAUUCAGAGAGACUGAUGGCGCCUCAGGUUAACCCCCUAACAGGUGCUGCCUUCAGCCUGCCUUCUAUAGGAUCUAUCACUUGGAACAUGGACCCUGCAACAACACAGACACUCCCUGGCCUUCAUCCUCCUCACAAUCUCCUAAUGUUAAACCAGACCUCAGACAAUGCAAGUACCUCAACACUAAAUGGCUACACAAGCCCAUUGACCAAUGACAGUAGUAGAGACAGAAUCAGUAAAGGUGGCAUCGCCAAAGAGAAGCGCUUCCCAUGUUCGUUCUGUGGGAAAACCUUCAGUUUCCCCAAACAAGUAGAGAUCCACCAGAGGAUUCACACGGGGGAGAAACCAUACGGCUGCCACCUGUGCUGGGCCAGUUUUUCACACUCGUUCAGCCUGAAGAGGCACCAGAGGGUCCAUACAGGGGAGAAGCCAUUCAAUUGCCACCUGUGCCGGGCCAGUUUUUCACACUUGUUCAACCUGAAGAGGCACCAGAGUGUCCACACAGGGGAGAAAUCCUGAAGCUGCCCCAGUGUGAGAAGAGGUUCUCCCACCAGCACCAGCUGAAGAUGCACCUGAACGUCCACAAGGGAGAGAGGCUGUUCGCCUGUAUGCACUGCGGGAAGAGGUUCUCAGAGGAGAGACCUCAGGAUACACCAGCAGAAAACAUGGCCCAUGCAUAGAGUAUAGUGAUAUGUAGUACUGGUUAGUGUCUUUGUUUAGUAAUUAUAUUGCUUUUGGAUGUAGUAGGGAACUGGAUGAGGUGAACUCCACCCAGCACAGCUAGAAGAGGACUGGCCACCCCUCAGAGCCUGGUUCCUCUCUAGUUUUCUUCCUAGGUUUCUGCCUUUCUAGGGAGUUUUUCAUAGCCACCGUGCUU
Messenger RNA from Oncorhynchus gorbuscha (pink salmon), 2299 nucleotides. Its product is annotated as zinc finger E-box-binding homeobox protein zag-1-like. The record is from RefSeq and is a predicted model, not a curated record. Gene Ontology annotation, cellular component: nucleus. Gene Ontology annotation, biological process: regulation of transcription by RNA polymerase II. The transcript has 6 exons. Gene Ontology annotation, molecular function: RNA polymerase II cis-regulatory region sequence-specific DNA binding; DNA-binding transcription activator activity, RNA polymerase II-specific. NCBI's taxonomy places the organism in Eukaryota, Metazoa, Chordata, Actinopteri, Salmoniformes, Salmonidae. The coding region runs from base 220 to 1941 and encodes 573 amino acids.